UACCGCGGUCGGUUGGAGGAGUAUCACCGCGACCGUGGUGUUGAACUUGUCGCGUGCGCCGUGCUUACGUUGUUCGAUUGAACCCGAUAAGUGCAAUAUAUUCGCAAUCGAAUACAUUAUUAUUAUUAUUUUGGCCGGUUCAUACACGGAGCCACCGAUGAAAUUCUAACUCGUACAGCCAUAUCGGUUUUGGGUCGUUACGAUCGGACGAACGAACAAAAAAGCUAUUAUUAUUAACACGUCCAAAUACUAAACGUACGGAUUGCCGGUUUUGCGAUUUUUAUCUGAGAAAAAGAUUGAGUGAUAUUGAGGAAAAUAACAAAAGUUAUUACAUAGACGAAGUAGCUGAUUUACCAUGGUACUAAUUAGACGGUGUGGUCGAAUCAUAGGCCAUGGAUAUUGGCAAAGGACGUGUUUCGCCCUGAAUAACGGCAUAAGUCAGCCGAACAGACAACGGACCGAAUCCAAAGUGAUCCGGUCACCGUUUUCGGACGUGGAAAUACCAAGUUGUCUGUUGGACGAAGGCGUUUGGGGGAACUUGGAAAGAUGGCCUGACAAAGAUGCGUUGGUGUGCGGUCUCACCAACAGGAAGUUCACGUACCACCAAGCAAGAUUGUCGAGCGAGAGGUUCGCCGCUUCUUUGAAAAAAAGAGGCACGACAUCAGGCCAAGUGCUGGCCAUACUCUUGCCGAACAUUCCGGAGUUUGCCGUAACCGCGUUGGGUGCCAUCGAAGCUGGUUUGGUCGUUACAACGAUCAAUCCGGUUUACACACCAUUUGAAAUCGCUCAUCAGUUCAGAAAUUCUGGUGCUUCGGGUGUAGUGACGAUUCCCGAGCUCUUGCCCAAAGUGAUCGAUGCUCAAAAACUAAUGGCAAAUGAACCCAAAAAGAAACCGAUAUUCGUCGUGUCGAUCAAUCUAGGUGGAUCCAAACCAGAUGGCACGUGGGAUUUUAACGAAAUGCUUGACCCUUCCAUCGACACAUCAAUUUUGAAACGAUCUGGAUCCAACGAAGACAUGGUUUUUUUACCAUACUCGAGUGGCACGACUGGUCUGUCCAAAGGAGUCUGUCUCUCACACAAGAACAUAAUGGCCAACAUAGCUCAAGUGGAUCAUCCAGAAAUAACGCACUUAUUCGAAACGACAGAAAAUUAUCAAGACGUAUUGCCGGCCAUUUUACCAUUUUUCCAUAUUUAUGGUCUUACUAUGAUUAUGUUAAGAGGCUUGGUUAAAGGUUGUAAAUUGGUUUCACUGCCUAAACUCGAAUCGGAUAUAUUUUUGAAUAUUCUUAAAACUUACAAGGCAACAGUAUUGUAUGCGGUACCACCAGUUGUGUUGUUGUUAGGGCAACAUAAAAAUGUUACCCAAGAACACUUUGAAAGUUUAAGAAUUAUUUGUAAUGGCGCUGGUCCUGUGAAAGAAGCAGAUGCCGAAAAAGUACUUGCUAGAUCCCACAACAAAAAUCUACGUUUUUGUCAAGCUUUUGGUAUGACUGAAGCUUCACCUGCAGUAUUCGUGUCUAGAAAUGCUGACAUGAAUGAUCAUUUAACUGUAGGUCCUCCUAUACCUAACACGUUAGCUAGAAUCGUCGAUACGACAGAUUCUACAAAAGAAUUUGGUCCCGGAGAAAUUGGUGAAAUUCAAGUAAAAGGACCACAAGUAAUGAUUGGCUACCACAAUAACCCACAAGCUACGGCUGAUAUAUUAAGUCCCGACAAAUGGCUAAGUACCGGUGAUAUUGGUUACUACAAUGAAAAAAAUGAAUUCUAUAUAGUAGACCGCAUUAAAGAACUAAUCAAAGUCCAAGGAUAUCAGGUACCUCCGGCUGAACUAGAAGGUCUGUUGAGGACCCAUCCUAACGUAGUGGACGCUGCAGUCAUUGGCGUGCCAAACGACAGGACGGGCGAAGCACCGCUGGCGUUCGUCGUGCUGGCCGAUGGGUCGUCGGCCACGGUUAGCGAGGAAGACGUGGAGAAAUUCGUGGCAGAACGCGUUGCGCCCUUUAAGCGUAUCACGGCGGGCGUGCGGUUUGUCAAUACGUUGCCCAAAAGUGCGGCUGGAAAAAUACUGCGGCGAAUCCUUAAGGACGAGUACUUGAAGAACGUCAAGUGACAGCCGUGCUAAACGACAUCCGGGGCCCCGUUACGACAAUGCCGAUAACAAUGAUAAUAUUUGGGUGCCUAUUUUAUACGCCGCACAAAUGACUUCCGUACGGGCAAAAUUUAUAUUUUUCGGCUAUAUAAUAUUAUUAUAUAAUUAUUGUACGUAUGCCCGGAAAUCGUCUAUACGAAGUACAAAUUAGGCCCUUUGAACAAAAUGGAAAAGGCAAAAAAGAAACAUACCAAAAUAGAGAGAGAGAGAAAGAGUAAGAGAAGGAUAAAACAUUUUGUCUUGGUAACAUAUAUAACUAUAUAACUACAUAGUUAGCUGAACUAACUAACUAAAUGGUUAUGUUUUGUCAUGCCGCGUGCAGUAUUUUCUGAUUGUUGUUAAUUUUCCACUCAUUGAUAUUAUUUCAUUGUUAUAAUAUUGUCUCGCCCCGGUGUGGUUGCACUGCACAUGUAUAACAUAAUAUUAAUUUGUUUACAGUUUAUCAUACUAAUUUUGUAUUGUAUGUUAAAAUAUAUUAUUUAUACAUUUUUAAUAAAAUAAUUGUUGGGAACUAACUUUGACGCGAUAA
Messenger RNA from Sipha flava (yellow sugarcane aphid), 2678 nucleotides. RefSeq names its product 4-coumarate--CoA ligase (gene pdgy). The record is from RefSeq and is a predicted model, not a curated record. Gene Ontology annotation, biological process: fatty-acyl-CoA biosynthetic process; long-chain fatty acid metabolic process. Gene Ontology annotation, cellular component: mitochondrion. Gene Ontology annotation, molecular function: long-chain fatty acid-CoA ligase activity. The transcript is spliced from 9 exons. NCBI's taxonomy places the organism in Eukaryota, Metazoa, Arthropoda, Insecta, Hemiptera, Aphididae. Bases 356 to 2110 code for a protein of 584 amino acids.